This is a messenger RNA of Solea solea (common sole), 6293 nucleotides long. It is a transcript of the gene taf2, whose product is annotated as TAF2 RNA polymerase II, TATA box binding protein (TBP)-associated factor. The transcript is spliced from 27 exons. Gene Ontology annotation, biological process: transcription initiation at RNA polymerase II promoter. Bases 414 to 4058 code for a protein of 1214 amino acids. Gene Ontology annotation, cellular component: transcription factor TFIID complex. Gene Ontology annotation, molecular function: transcription cis-regulatory region binding; chromatin binding; RNA polymerase II general transcription initiation factor activity. The record is from RefSeq and is a predicted model, not a curated record. Lineage: Eukaryota; Metazoa; Chordata; Actinopteri; Pleuronectiformes; Soleidae.
ACUAGAAAACAAAAUGGCGGAACCCAUACAGAGCGCAAUGUUUUGAUACGCGUUAACUGCCGCAUUAAGUCAACCCGUGGACGUGGACGCGUUGUCUUCUCCGCGACACCGGCUGCUAAUCGCGAACAAAUCGCGUGUCCUGUCACGUCCACUGUGGGUGCAGUGAAAACGCCGCACGGCGUCUGUGACGAAACAACGUGCAGCUGCAACAGCCGUCAAAGAGAAGCUAUCCUUUCUUUUACACGUAACGUGUUUCACGUAGCGUGUUUCACGGUACUUGACAGGACACGUUAACGCUCUCCUGCAUGGGAAGUUAGCAGCAGCAGCAGCAGCUCGGCUGUGAAGAGUGAACGGACCUGCAGCAGCGGCACAGCAUGUUCAAACUGACUGUGAAUACAUAACCAGGAACGAAGAUGAACAGGAAGAAGGAUAAAGGAUUCGAGAGCCCGCGCCCUUUCAAAUUGACCCACCAGGUGGUGUGCAUCAACAACGUCAACUUCCAGAGGAAGUCUGUCAUUGGCUUUGUUGAGCUGACCAUUUUCCCCACAGUGGUGAACCUGAACAGGAUCAAGCUUAACAGCAAACAGUGUCGCAUUUACAGGGUUCGAGUCAAUGAACUCGAAGCCCCAUUCAUUUACAAUGACCCCACACUGGAGGUUUGCCACAAUGAGUCGAAACAGAGGAACCUCAACUAUUUCUCUAGUGCCUAUGCAGCAGCAGUGAGUGCUGUGGACCCUGAUGCAGGACAUGGAGAGCUGAUCAUCAAAGUUCCUUCUGAACUUUGGAAACAAGGGGAUGAUUUAAAAGUUCUAAAGGUUUACAUAGAAUUUUCCCUGGACCAGCCGAAAGGGGGUCUCCACUUUGUUGUUCCUGAUGUGGAGGGCAGCAUGGCAGAGAGAGGAGCUCAUGUGUUUACCUUUGGAUACCAGAACUCCACCAGAUUCUGGUUCCCCUGCGUGGAUUCAUACUCCGAGCUCUGUACGUGGAAGCUUGAGUUCACCGUCGAUGCUUCCAUGGUGGCAGUGUCCUGUGGUGAUCUCGUGGAGACCAUCUAUACUCAUGACAUGAGGAAGAAGACUUUCCACUAUGUCCUCCCAAUUCCCACUGCAGCCCCUAACAUCUCACUGUCUGUGGGUCCCUUUGAAAUCCUCGUAGACCCCUACAUGCAUGAGGUGACCCACUUCUGUCUCCCCCAGCUCUUACCACUGCUCAAACACACAAUGUCUUACCUGCAUGAGAUUUUUGAGUUCUAUGAAGAGAUCCUGACAUGCCGCUACCCUUACUCCUGCUUCAAGACUGUGUUUGUAGACGAAGCCUAUGUAGAAGUAUCCUCCUUUGCUUCUAUGAGCAUCUUUAGCACCAACCUGCUUCACAGUGCUAUGAUCAUAGACCAGACACCACAGACUCGUCGCUGUUUGGCUCAGGCCUUGGCUCAGCAGUUCUUUGGCUGUUUCAUCUCCAGGAUGACAUGGGCUGAUGAGUGGGUGUUGAAGGGGAUCUCAGGUUACAUCUAUGGCCUCUAUCUGAAGAAAACCUUUGGAGUCAAUGAGUAUCGGCACUGGAUAAAAGAGGAGCUGGAUACGAUUGUGGACUAUGAGCUGAAGAUGGGAGGCGUUCUCCUGCACCCAAUCUUCAGUGGAGUCAAAGAAAAAGACAAUCCAACCCCCCACCUUCACUUCUCAGUCAAGCACCCACACACGUUGUCCUGGGAGUACUACAAGAUGUUCCAGUGCAAGGCCCACCUGGUGAUGAGGUUGAUCGAGAACAGGAUCAGCAUGGAGUUCAUGUUGCAGGUUUUCAACAAGCUCUUGAGUUUGGCCAGUACAGCGUCAUCGCAGAAAUAUCAGAGUCACAUGUGGAGUCAGAUGCUUGUGUCUACUCACGCUUUCCUCAAAUCCAUCUCCAAUGUGUCUGGCAAAGACAUUGGCCCGGUCAUCAAGCAAUGGGUAGACCAGAGUGCGGUGGUGAAGUUCUUUGGAAGUUUUGCCUUCAACAGGAAGAGGAACGUGCUGGAGCUGGAGAUCCGUCAGGACUAUACAUCAUCUGGAACUCAGAAAUAUGUGGGUCCUAUCAAGGUGACUGUGCAGGAGCUGGACGGGUCCUUUAACCACACACUGCAGAUAGAGGAAAACAGCCUCAAACACGACAUUCCCUGCCAUUCCAAGAGCAGACGAAACAAGAAAAAGAAGAUCCCGCUGAUGAAUGGAGAGGAGGUUGACAUGGACUUGUCCGCCAUGGAUGCUGACUCUCCCCUGCUCUGGAUCCGGAUCGACCCGGACAUGUCCAUUCUGAGGAAGGUGGAGUUUGAGCAGGCCGACUUCAUGUGGCAGUAUCAACUGCGCUAUGAGAGGGAUGUCGUUGCACAGGAGGAGUCCAUCUCAGCACUGGAAAAGUUUCCAACUCCUGCCUCCAGACUGGCUUUGACUGACAUCCUAGAGCAAGAACAGUGUUUCUACAAAGUCCGCAUGCAGGCCUGUUUCUGUUUAUCCAGGAUAGCGAAUGCGAUGGUGAGCACGUGGCAGGGCCCACCAGCCAUGAAGUCACUGUUUACCCGAAUGUUCUGCUGUAAGAGCUGCCCCAACAUUGUCAAGACGAACAGUUUCAUCAACUUCCAGAGCUACUUUCUACAAAAGACGAUGCCGGUUGCCAUGGCGUUACUCAGAGAUGUCCAGAACCUCUGUCCCAAAGAUGUCCUCAACUUUAUACUUGACCUCAUCAAGUAUAAUGACAACAGAAAAAACAAAUUUUCAGAUAACUAUUAUCGUGCGGAACUGAUCGAAGCCCUGACCAACUCCCUGACCCCGGCCAUCAGCAUCAACAACGAGGUGCGCACAGUGGACAAUUUAAAUGCUGACGUCCGUCUCAUCUUAGAGGAGAUCACCCGAUAUCUCAACAUGGAGAAACUGCUGCCAAGCUUCAGGAACACCAUCACUGUUAGUUGCCUGAAAGCUAUUCGUAACCUCCAGAAGAACGGUCAUAUUCCCAGUGACCCAUCACUGUUCAAGUCCUACGCCGAGUACGGACACUUUGUUGACGUUCGCGUUGCUGCUCUGGAAGCGCUGGUGGACUACACAAGAGUGGAGAGAAGUGCAACAGAGCUGCAGUGGCUGCUCAUGAUGGUCCAGGAAGACCCGUCUCAUUAUGUCAGACACAGUAUCCUGGGCUUGCUGAGUAAGAAUCCGCCUUUCACAAAAACAUCAGACUCUGGGCUGUGUAAUGAAGCACUGGUUGACCAACUGUGGAAGCUCAUGAACUCAGGCACGUCACACGACUGGCGGCUCCGCUGCGAUGCAGUAAACCUCUACUACACCUUGUUUGGUCUGACCCGUCCAUCGUGCCUGCCACUGCCAGAACUGGGCCUUGUGCUUAACCUGAAGGAGAAGAAGGCUGUGCUUAACCCAACCAUCAAGCCUGAGUCGGGGAUCAGUGCUGGUAUGGACACUGCUGCCAGUAUAGGUAUCCAUGGUGUCGGCAUGAGCUACACAGCCGUGGAUGAAGAGCCAGACCCUGUUUCAUUGGGGGUGUGUGGUGUGGGUCAGCCACCUCAGGGUUUGAAGAGGAGGGCUGAGACUCCGCUGGGCUCCCCUCCUGAGCCAGGACAGAUACUGCAGCAACAGGAGGAGGAGAACAGAGGACCAGGGCGCUACAAGAUCAGGGUAAAGUUUAACACCAUGGAAGAGGAAGAUAUUGACAUGGAGACUGUUCAUGAUAGUCAGGCCUUCAUUCACCAGCAUCUCAACUUGUUAGAGAGACCGUCUACACCAGGGAAAGAGCCACUGUCCGUGGAACAGUCCAUACUCUCCAUGCCCGCCACGCCAGUGCCUACAUUCACAAAAGAGCCCACCUCGUCGUCCUCGAAGCACGGCGGUGAGCACGGCCACCACCAUCACCACCACCACCACGAGCACAAGAAGAAGAAGAAAAAGCACAAGCACAAACACAAGCACAAGCACAAGCACGAAAGCAAGGACAAGGAAAAGGAGCGGGACAACUUGCACACGUACAGCAACAGCCCGGCCAGCGGCAGGUCCCUGCGCUCGCCGUCCAUGUCCGACUGAGCGCUCGCGGUUAACUGGAUAACAGCCAGUUUGGAGUCAGAAGCCUGGAUCCCUGUGAGAACAGUGACACAAAAUGGGAGCUGAAUGCGUUCAGAAGUUAUUGGAAAAUGGAAAGUCUGAAUUCCUCAGCAGAUACAUUUGUGUAUGUUGAAUAUCAGGAAGAAGUCUCAUCAUGAGCACUCACAAUGCUACGUUUGAAAAAAAAAAAAAACAUCACAACUGCUGCAGCUGUGCCUACUUGUACCACUCUGAGGAAUGAUCUUAAAAUGUUUCCCGUACACAGGUCAUCAUUUGAAGAAACGUCUUCAUAAACACAAAAUGACUAAACACUGCAGUUUAAAUGUCAGCCCUGUGUGUGGCGCUGCAACACUGCCACGGACAAACACCAAAAAUGAAGAAGAUGUGACGCAUAAAGCUUGUGAGCUGCGUAAAGCUAUGACAAAACUUUUUUUACAAAACUACAAAAUAACGUUUUAGGAUUCUCAAAACGCCGGCCUUGUGUGGAUAAAAAGCUGAAAUUAUACUACACUUUUUUUUUGCAAUCUCCUAAAUUGAUUCCCAUGUUUACAGGCCCCCUUUUUGUCAGUAAGGAGGGAAAAACCUUUUUAAAUGAUGAUGAUGCAGUUACACGCGUCCUCUCCUGCCUCUGAAUCGUGACCAUGAACAAAAAAGACCCGUUGACACGUCACACCUCGAUAUCAGAAACCUCUGCUGUUACUCACUACUAUUGUUUGUCCUCAUUGUUUAUUGCGGAGUACAAAAACAUGCCUCAUUAUCUUGUGGCAGAUUUUUCUCUUUUUUUUUUAAGGUCCAGUGUGUGAGAUUUAGGAGGGGUUUAUUGAAAGAAAUUGAAUAUAUGACCCAUAAGUACAUUUGUUCAAGUGUAUAAUCGCUUUAAAAUAGAGAAAAGGGUAAUGGAGUGUUCCAUUUAUGUCGGAAUUCAGAGUUCCAGUUGAGAAGUCAGUGAUUUUGCUAUUGUUGCGAGUGGCAGCCAUCUUACAAUCCUAUGUCAGAGUUGGAAAUCCAACAUGAGGAUGUGUUCCAAGUUAAAGAAAACCCUCAACGCACCACAACCUCUGUGUUCUUAAGGCAAGGGCCUUGCCUUACGCAGGCGGCCAUUUUGUGCUUUUUGAAGCACGUGUGACAUCUUUUCUUAUAUACAAAGUUCACUGUAUUACCCUGACUGGAAGGAAGAGGAGAGUGCAGGAGUCUCAUCAUCAGCAGAGCUCUAAAUCUUACACACUGGGCCUUUUAAAAAUGCUACUUAACAAAGAAAACACAGUGGUGUGGAUUUUGCCUCAGUGUCAGGCCACACUCUCGCUCACACACACACACACACACACACAUACACUUUGGACUUUUAACGCUGCCUCCAAACCGUCUUGGGCAUGCAAACACACACACCCCUUUUCCAUCCAAGAGUUGAAUAAAUAAAUAAAUGAAGUCUUCUUCACCUCACACUCGCCGCCGCUCCCCCGCUGCGCAGACACCACUCUGGUGCGCCUCAUCCCCACAAAUCAACCCCGGCUUUCAGUGCGUGGCUUCUGAGGGGAAACCAGAUAGUUAGUGAGUGUGGAUUUAACUGUCCGUCCUCCCUGGACUGGACUGGCCAUUUCCCCGUCUCCUCACAGAUGAUGAACCUUAAUCAGGAUUUUUACUAUAUAUAUAUAUUUUUUUUUUUACUGGACUGUACAAUUAAAAUCAAGUAAUACUAGUUUGUUUUAUUUUUAAAUACUUUUUUAUUUCCUGUCAUUAUUGAUAAAAAAUGCUUUUGUAUCCACAAAUGUUUAGAUUACAUCAAGUCCACCUCCACAAAGGCAGUCGUGCCAGGUUUACUCUGGCUCUGUUACCUGGGGCUGAUUAGGCGGUUUUUGGAACGAUGGAAAAUGUGCAUACUUCAGUUUUCACCAAUCAGAUGAUGUUGAAACUGUUUUUCAUGUGGUUAAACAUGUUUGUUUUUUUAAUACAAUCUGCCUUCCACUUUCAACAUGUGUUCCCUAAAUAAGACAAAACCCAUAGUUUUGGUAAAUCCCAGUCAGCAUUUCAUCCCAUUAGGUCCACGUUAUUGAUUAUAGACUGAAAGCCUUGAGACAAUGUUGGUUACAGUCGAUGCAAAGUGGAAAUGACAGAAAUAACCGUUUGAGGCUUCACUUCGCAAAACCAGACCUCAUAUUUUCCUACAUUGUAAUUUGUUUUUAAAACAAGUUUAAUAAAAUUAUCUCUUUUUUAUAUGUA